Messenger RNA from Pistacia vera, 1661 nucleotides. Its product is annotated as metal tolerance protein B. Gene Ontology annotation, molecular function: zinc ion transmembrane transporter activity. Lineage: Eukaryota; Viridiplantae; Streptophyta; Magnoliopsida; Sapindales; Anacardiaceae. Gene Ontology annotation, biological process: zinc ion transmembrane transport. The transcript has 2 exons. Gene Ontology annotation, cellular component: plasma membrane; vacuole. The record is from RefSeq and is a predicted model, not a curated record. The coding region runs from base 496 to 1626 and encodes 376 amino acids.
UGAUUGCUGCCAAAGACAUGAAGACAAUUUGCUAAAUUCCCAUUCGUGAAUUAUAAAUUUAUAAGAAUAUUUUAACCGUAUAAUGUUGUCGUGGAAGUCAUUACAUAGGGUGUCAGAAGUAACUGACUUGUCUGAAAACUAGGAAAAAGGUAGCACUCGGCAAAUGUUUAUACUCUCUUAGCAGCGCGUGAGCGUGAGGCUUUCAUAUUGCUGCCCAAAUUUGUCCUCUGUUGUUGGACCUGUGCUGUUCAAACUGCUGACCCGAAUUUCUUUCCUCUUUUUGUACCGGUCGUCCCAAUUCAAAGCCUUAAAUCCAGCAAAAGUGUGGGAAGUGUGAAUCGAUAUGAUCUUUCCAUGUGAGGACUGCUUUCCAUGUGAGAGACUGCUUAAUUUCAUCAGAUUUUAUACAAUGUUUUGUUAUAUAUAAUCCAUUAGUUGCUAUCAUCUCAUGAUAUACAAUACAACAGCCCGCAGAUCUCCUUCAAGCUUUCUUAGAUGGAAAGCAAGAAGGUCUCCACUCUGAGAUCAGAGGACCACCAUGAUGUUGAGAUGGCAAUGGUCUCUGGAGGAAAUGUUGCCAAUUUAUUGGCACCACAGCUACCUUGUGAUUCUGUCUGCGCCUUCUUGAAACAAGAAAAUAAUACAUCGGAGUUGAAAGAACGAUCUAAAUCAGCAACAAAACUCUGUGCACUCAUAAUUUUCUACCUAAUAGCUAUGGUGGUAGAGAUUGUUGGUGGGGUUAAAGCCAACAGUCUUGCAGUUAUGACAGAUGCCGCCCACUUGGCGAUGGAUGUUGCUGGAUUCUCCAUCUCUCUUUUCUCAGUCUGGGCUUCAGGUUGGGAGGCAACGUCACAUUACUCUUUUGGUUUCCAUCGUCUUGAAGUUUUGGGAGCCCUUAUAUCAAUGCAACUUAUAUGGUUAGUAUCUGCUUACUUAAUUUACGAAGCAGUUUACAGAAUGGUUCAUAAAUGUGCAGAGGUGAAUGGGACACUCAUGUUUGGAGUUGCGGCAUUUGGAUUUAUCAUCAAUUUAAUUGUGAUCAUUUGUCUUGGUCAUGAUCAUGCUCAUGCUCAUCAUGCUUGUGGUGACAAAGAUCAUGAUCAUCAUAAUCAGGUUGAGGUAGAGAAAUUAGGUUUAGUAGCUGAAGGUGAUGGAAAUUACCCGGUCCCGAGUUCUCCAGCAAAGACAAAAAUAUUAAACAUAAAUCUCCAAGGGGCAUAUCUGCAUGUCAUGGCUGAUCUAAUUCAAUCAGUUGGGGUGAUGAUUGCCGGAGGGGUUAUGUGGAUAAGACCAGAUUGGUGUGUUGUGGAUCUUAUAUGCACUUUUGUUUUCUCUGCUUUUUCUGCUGCUACUACACUGCCGAUGAUUAGAGAUGUAUUUGGCAUACUGAUGGAGAGGACACCAAGUGAAAUCAAUGUUGGUAAGCUAGAAAGUGAUCUAAAAUGUAUUUAUGGAGUUCAAACUGUUUACGACCUGCAUGUUUGGGCUAUUACAACUGGGAAACUUGCAUUGUGUUGCCAUUUGAUAGCUGAGCCUGGAGUCAAGUCUAGUGAAAUACUUGAUAAGGUUAGGGAUUAUUGUAAGAAAACAUAUAGAAUUCAUCAUGUAACUGUACAAAUUGAAUAGUAGUCAAUAGAUUCCUCAAUAUAUCUUGUAUUCAU